Molecule: messenger RNA, 2426 nt
Organism: Vespula vulgaris
Lineage: Eukaryota; Metazoa; Arthropoda; Insecta; Hymenoptera; Vespidae
Product: SH3 domain-containing kinase-binding protein 1-like
Exons: 8
Coding region: 534-2186 (550 amino acids)
Molecular function (GO): protein binding
Source: RefSeq, a predicted model, not a curated record
GUUGACCCCGAGUCUCCAAGUCCAAGAUGGCUACUAUGACAGAUUCGUCGGGCUGUCAAUCGAGUUUGGGAUACGCCUAAAUUUUUCGAUCCUAAUAUCUCGUUUUCUAAACAUUAUCUUACGAUGAUGCUCGUAAGUUUGCUCGUUACUGUGAAGACUGUAGAAUGCUCGAUAGAUGAAUGAUUACCUCAGACAGGCGUCUCGUCCUAAUUAUACGUAUGCUACCUUUUGUCACGCGUGUUUAUUCGUUUCAACAGCAUUGUUAUUCUCUUAUAGAUUUCUUUACUAUUUUAUGUUUGAGAAUGAUUCAAAUAUUUCGGAAAAAAAUCGAUUAAAAUUAAAAUGAACGUUUUAAAGAUUGAAAAGGAUGAUUUAAAAUUAGAAAUUUUUUAUGUUUCUAUUAACUUUCAUUUGUAUGAGAAAAAAACAUUCAAUACAUUUUUUUCUAGUAGGUAUUUAGAUCAAUUCUCUUCCUUUCAGAUAUAAGAUUGUAAGACAUAAUAUAUUCAUGAACUAUAAACUUUAAAAGAAAGAUGGAGGCGAUUGUAGAAUAUAAUUAUUUAGCUAGGGAACCUGAUGAAUUAACUCUGAGAAAAGGAGACAUAAUAAAAGAAAUUAAAGUGAUGUUGGGUGGUUGGUGGGAAGGUACUUUAAGAGAUAAGCGAGGCAUGUUUCCUGAUAAUUUUGUUAAGGUGUUGGAUCCAUCUCCAACAAGUGGUGCGAGCACAACUGAAACCGUUAGUAGUACAAAACCUGAAGAAGUUACUUUACGUAAUGGAGGAUCUGGAAGGAGGUGGUGUAAAGUUCUAUACAGUUACGAACCUUGUAAUGAAGAUGAAUUAACUCUUGUACCUCAAGAUUCUAUAGAAUUCUUGGGUGAAGUAGAAGAAGGAUGGUGGAAAGGUAGACUUAGAGGGAGAGUUGGUGUCUUCCCUUCGAAUUUUGUUCAUUUAAGUUAUGAAGAAGAAGAUAAACACAAGAAAGAUAAGAAAGAAUAUUGUAGAGUUCUCUAUGCAUACGAGGCAGCUAAUGAAGAUGAAUUAACUUUGGUAGAAGGUGAAAUAAUUGCAUUACUUUCUAGAGAUGCACCAGAUAAAGGUUGGUGGAAAGGAGAAUUGAGAGGACAAAUUGGCCUAUUUCCUGAUAAUUUUGUUGAAGUUAUUGGGGCAAAAAAUGAUCAUCAAGAACAAGAACAGUGGCACGAAACGAGUCAAGUAACUAAAUCUGUUACAAAGCAUGCUCAUCAACUAAAGAAAAGUGAAAAAGCACAUGCUAGAAAAAGUUUAGAUCCAAAAAAUAUACAUACAGAUCAUUUUAAUACCAUGGAAACAACUAAAAAGAUGAUAUCGACAUCAUCAUCUUCUGUCUCAUCAACAUCACCUUUGUCUAGUGUUGGAGGAGGAGGAGCAAGUAGUGGGGGAGGAAAUGGAGAAAAGAAAACAAUGGGCAACCAUUCGCUCAUUUCUAAUUUGAAACAUUUUGUGAGUGAUACUGGAAGUAAUAAUGGCAAUGGAAAUCCAAGCGUAGCACUAGGAGAAGAAUUGGAUGGAGUAGAAAGAGGUGAAGGGGCACCACUUUCGCACUUAACAGCUUCGCGUGCAAAAGCACCCCGUCGUCGUUUACCUUCUUCUCAACAUUUACGACAUCAUGCUACUGGAACUACCACAACAGCAGGCUUACUUAAUACAACGAUAAACGCCAUUACGGAAGAUAAUUUAUCAAAUGGUAACACUGAAGAAACAUUAGAAUCAUUAAGGGAAGAUGACAGUGAAAAACUUUCAGCAAAAACAAGAAAAAAGGCACCUUGGGUAGAAGAAUUAAAAAUGAAUCAAUUGGAAAGGAGAAAAGUCGGAUCGGUCGAUCGUGUCGACAAACCGGAAGUUAAGAAAGAAAGAACUUUUUCACGGUUAAUGGUAUCAUCUAACACUGUCGAUACUGUUGGCAAACAAGAAACAGAUUGUGAAGAUAAACAAAAAGAAAAAGAAAAAAAGUCAGAUACAAUAGAUCAUGGGACUGUAAAUGUAUCUGGGACUUUGUCCUUUGUUCCAUAUCAUCUUUAUAGUCAACUGCUAGAAAGGGUUGCCAUGCUGGAAGAAAAACAGGCACUAUUGCAGCAAACUGUACAACAACUCUCCGAACAGCUUGUACCACUUAUGGCAAAUGCCUCAAUUAAUAACAAAGUUUAAAACAUUUUAAUAUGUGAAAAUCGAUGCGUAUUUCCUGAAACGUAUUUUUAUAACUUUGUUGUUUGUCAUCAUGUUGCAAAUAACGAAGUACUAAUACUACUAAUAGCAUAAUUAUUACUAGUACUAUUAUCAUGGUUGUUAUAUAUUUAUUGAUUUUGGUGGUGUCAUUUUUUUUGUUUGCUCCACCAAUGCAGUAACAGUAUUUGCCUAUUCUGGCCAUAAACGCAACAUUCCAUCUAA